CACUACUCCUAAUUGCUCGUGAAAUACUUGUAUUAGAGAGAUCAUGUCAGCCGUGGCUCAGCAACCAGCCCCAGCGGCAGUGGCACCUGGAGCAGGGCUUGUAAAGUUGGCCAAGGAUGUCUUUGCAGGAACUUGCGGCGGCAUCGCGGUCACGUUUGUGGGCCAUCCUUUCGAUACCCUCAAAGUCCGGCUACAAACACAACCUGUCGACAAACCCGUUUACUCCGGGGUGGUCGACUGCGCACGGAAGACCGUACAGUGGGAGGGACUCGGAGGCCUCUACAAGGGCGUCGCCUCUCCCCUCAUGGGCCAGAUGUUCUUCCGCGCCUCCCUGUUCGGCGCAUUCGGCUCCUCCAAACGCUGGCUGGCAACCAACACGGACGGCUCCACUCGCCCCCUGCAGCGCCCCGACUACUACACCGCGGGUGCCAUGACAGGCUUCGUGGCGGCCUUCACGGAGGGGCCCAUCGACCUGUACAAGAGCCAGCUGCAGGUGCAGAUCAUACGAAGCAAGCAGGACCCCAACUACAAGGCUCCCUUCACCUCCGUGUUCGAGUGUGUACGGCAAACCAUUCGCACCAACGGCAUCCGGGGACCCUUCCAGGGUCUGAGUGCCACCCUGCUGCGCAACGUGCCGGCCAACGCGGUGUACCUGGGCAACUUCGACGUCUUCAAGAACGCGGUGGCGGAGCACUACGGAGUGCGGCCGGCGGAGCUGUCGGCGGCGGCCGUGGCGGCGUGCGCGGGCGUCACCGGCAUUUCCUACUGGCUGGUCAUCUUCCCGGUCGACUGCGUCAAGUCCGCCAUGCAGACCGACGCCAUCAACCCCGCCCAGCGCCGCUACCCCAACGUGGCUGCCACCGUGAGCGCGUUGUGGGCGGAGGGCGGGUUGCGGCGCUUCUUCAAGGGCUUCUCGCCCUGCCUCAUGCGCGCGGUGCCCGCGAACGGCGUCAUGUUGCUGACGGUGGAUAAGAUCACGCACUUUUUGAACCGGGAGUGAUGAGAGCUGGGGGAUGAGGUGGGGUGAGGAGGGUUGAGGAUGAGCGUGUGGGAUGGAGGAGUAGGGUGUAGGUCAGGCAAGGCAAGGAUGGUUGUUUGCAGCCUGAGAAGAGGCUGUUUGUUGAGAGCGAGGGAGUUGAGGGACGGGAAGCGUGUAGUAGGAUACCAAGAGCGGUGUCUUUGGGGUGGAUUGUCAGGAGGGGCAGGUGGAGUAUGAGCGGCGUCAACGAGUGCAGAGCGCGAGUGGAAGGUGAGGGGCGAGGGCGGGUAUGCCCGCAUCAUGAGGUAGGGCUCACCAUUGAUUUCGUAUGGGCCCGUGGUUUCAAGGAAGCCGAGUCCGGAUGAACCUGUUGGGUAAUUUUGACGGUUCACCGGAAUGGGUUUGUUUAAGCGCAACAUUUUGGCUUGCUACUUUUUUAGUUUAUUGCUAUCAGCUCAUCGUCCAACCCAGGACAUUGGCACAGAAACAACGUCACAAUCUGCGCUGUAUAUUUGUACUUGCCGCCGUUUUGUCGCUUUCUUACCGAUUGCGUGCCGUACACUGAUGAUAUCCAUCGUAGCCUCCGUGACAACGGGGGGUGGCGUUGGAGGGGAAUUUUGUUAUGAAAUUACGAGACAACAGUUGUUGUGAUGAUGAAAUGCAUAUGUGGAAUAGCAGGGAGCUGAAUGACCUGCUUUGUUACCAUGCAUAUAAUUCCCCCGAGGUAGAGUACGACACGAGAUGGAGUGAAGUCUGCAAUGCGCCGAGGGGUUAAUGUACCAUACAUGUUGAGGCGAAAGCAGCGACAUGCAUGGAGGGUUUGGACUGCUGGAUUGAGUGAAUGAGAGACAGCAGGGACCCAUGGAUGGCUUCUACGUGCGUGACUUCUGCUGACCAGGGGCACGUAUGUAGGCUGGAGCGGAUUGGCAUUUGAGUGAAUUACUUGUGACGUUUUGCAACAUUGGAGGGUUCUAUUAGCCGGGCAUUGGUUAUACAGAUAGACCGUAACCAACGCGGCAAGGAUUGUAACAAUAGGUGGAUGAAGCAACACCUCCACUGUAUGUAGUGUAUCUGCGAC
Molecule: messenger RNA, 2057 nt
Organism: Astrephomene gubernaculifera
Lineage: Eukaryota; Viridiplantae; Chlorophyta; Chlorophyceae; Chlamydomonadales; Astrephomenaceae
Source: the annotation of a GenBank genome assembly